This is a messenger RNA of Marmota monax (woodchuck), 5009 nucleotides long. Its product is annotated as thyroid receptor-interacting protein 11-like. The transcript has a single exon. Gene Ontology annotation, molecular function: small GTPase binding. Lineage: Eukaryota; Metazoa; Chordata; Mammalia; Rodentia; Sciuridae. Gene Ontology annotation, biological process: Golgi organization; endoplasmic reticulum to Golgi vesicle-mediated transport. The record is from RefSeq and is a predicted model, not a curated record. Gene Ontology annotation, cellular component: Golgi apparatus.
AGGACAGGCUUCUGAGUUUACAGGCAGGAAGGGAUGGUUGGGGUUGGCAGAGCCCCAGGAACCUCGCGCUGUGAGGAAUUCUGAGCGCUUGCGUCAUAAUUGACCCUAGCAACGCUGGAGGACGUUCGGGGCAGAGAAGUGGAUGGUGAUGGACGCGGUUUUCGGAGCUGGUCCGAUGGAUCUCUGAAGUGACGGCGAUGUUGUCCUGGUUUGGAGGCCUGGGCUCAGGCUUAGGCCACUUCUUGGGUCAGGUGGGGAGCAGCUUGGCUUCCUUCACUGGCCAUAACUCCAGCUUCACCAGGGAAAUACUUCUGGAUGACUUAGGAGACCUAGAAGUAGCUUUACAUCAUUAUUGGAGAAAGGAAAUGGAAACUACUGUUUCCACACUAAGAUGUGAGAAUGAAACACUGAAAAAGUAUUGUACUGAUCUGGAAAAAAAGCAUGAAGCAUCAGAGCUGCAAAUAAAGCAUCAGUCUAUAAGUUACCAAAAUCAACUGCAACAGAAAGAGGGAGAGAUCAGCCAUCUUAAAGCAAGACAGAUUGUACUGCAAGAUCAAGUGUUCCAACUACAGGCAGCUGCUCAAUCAGUACCUUCAGGAGCUGGUGGUGUACCAACAACUGCACUGGCUCCAUUGGAUUCCCGCAUCAGUAGUCAUUUUUCAGCCUUUCGUGAUGAUGACAUGGACUUUAGUGACAUAAUUUUAUCACAACAAGAAACAAACAGAUUGUCAAUUGAAGUUGCAAGACAUGAAUCUGAAGUUGGCCACUCGAGGCAGAUUGCUGAGGCUCAGGGAACACAUCAUUCUGACACAAGUGAAAUCUGCAAAGUACAAAAUACUAUCAAGACUCUUCAACCAAACCAAAGUCCAUACAUAGAUGAUCAUCAGCAUGAAAUGUCAGUUUUGGAGCACAGUCCUACUGUGGCAGAAAAGGGAAAAAUCCUUCCACAGAGUUCAGCAGUGGAAGAAGUGUUCAGGCUACAACAAGCCCUGGCUGAUGCUGAGAAGAAAAUCAUGAGACUAAAUGGCUUAAACCAGGUUAACCAUCUUGCAGAAGACAAUCUGAAACUGAAAAUGCAUGUUGAAGCUUUAGAAAAAGAGAAGUCAUCAUUGAGUCAAGAAAAAGAGGAACUUCAGAUGUCACUGUCAAAAUUGAGCUAUGACUAUCAAGUCAUGAAAAAGAGAACUUCAACAGACAUGAAUUUGAAUGUACAAUUACUAGACUUAAAACUUCACUUGAAGGCAAAGGAGGAAGAACUGAAUCAGACUAUCAAUGAAAAGAAAAUGCUGAUAGCUGAGUUAGAAGAACUGGAUCAUCAGAAUCAGGAAGCUACAAAGCACAUAAUUUUGAUAAAAGAUGAGCUAUCAAAACAACAAAAUGAAGGAGACCUUGUCAUCAAGAAGUUGGAACAAGAACUAGGUGAUGAAAAACAGAGAGUUCAUCAACUUGAGGAUGAUAAAAUGAACAUAUCCCAAGAGUUGCAUGUGCAGAAGGAGAAGUUAACUAGGAAUGCACAGAGCCUCAGUGAUUUGCAUUUAACCAAGCAGAAGCUUGAAGGUAAAGUAGAAGAUUUAGUAGAUCAGCUAAAUCAGUCACAAAAAAAUAGUUUCAACAUCCAUCAGGAAAACCUUGGGCUUAAGGAUCACAUUAGACAAAUUGAAGAUGAGCUGUCUGGAUUUAAGAGUAAGUACCGAAGUUCUCUGAAUGAAGACUCUAACAGUCAUUGUAAGGAUGACAUGCUUAAAGAACGGGAAGCUGAAGUUAGCAAUGUAAGGCAAAAUCUUUCUGAAGUAGAACAGCUCAAUGAAAAUUUAAAGAAAGUUGCUGUUGAUCUCAAAACGGAAAAUGAAAUGUUGAUUAUAGCAUGUGAAGAUGUAAGACAUGAGUUGGAAGAAUCUAUUGCUGCUAACAAUCAAAUCUCUCAAGAAAAAGACACUAUCACGGAGACUCUCAAAAGAGACAAAGAAGAGAUUGAAGCCAAACUGCACCAGGCAGAAAAACGACUGUUGGAAGAAGCAAAUAAUCACAGGCAGACUAUUCAGGAACUCUCCAAAGCACAUAAUUUGAAUACCUCUGCCUUAAAGCUGAAACACGAAUGUGUAGUUCAACUCACUCAAGAGAAGGACUUUGAAAUAGCAGGACUCAAAAAGAAUAUUGAGCAAAUGACUGCUGGUCAAAAAGAAACUGAGGAAAUUUUGGCAUCUUAUGUAGAAGAACAGAAGCAAUUGAUACAAGUCAUAAAUGAGAAAGAAGUUUUUAUUGGAAAACUCGAAGAAAAAAGUUCAGAACUACAAAAGGAUUUAGAUAAGUGUUCUCAGGCCUUAACAGAAAAUGAAACUUUAAGGCAAUCCAUUGAAGGAAAGGACAGAAUUCUUGCCUACAUGAAAGCAGAAAACAAGUAUCUGCAAUUAGAGGUGGAAAUACUUAGGGAACAGCACAGUCAAGCUGUACUAGUGGCUAAGCCUAAAGCUCUUGAUGCUAUCACAGAACUAGAAUUGGAGGUAUCUCAACUGAAUAUAGUCAAAAAUCAUCUGGAAGAUGAAAUUAAAGACCGUCUGAAUAUAAUUGAAAAUCAAAACAAGCGUAAAAUGCAACUCCUUCAGUCUUUACAGGAGCAGAAGGAGGAAAUGGAUGAAUUGAAGUACAAAUAUGAGCAGAUGAAUGCUGCGCAUAGCCAGUUAAUUUUAGAAAAAGAGGAGGAAAUUAAGAACUUGCAGAAAACUAUUGAAGAACUAAAAGCCCAGUUGCCUGGAGAAAGAGGAGAUGCUCAAACACUGAAUUCUGAUAUUUUUCAAGAGACCAAAGUAAAAAUCCUAAGAAAAAAAGAGGUUCAACACUUACGGGUCCAAGAAUUACGCCUAAACCGGGAGCUAGAAAGGCUACGCAGCCAUCUCUUGGAAUCAGAAGAGUCUUACACUCAGGAAAUUUUGGCUGCAGAAGACAAGGAGAUUAAACUGAGACAGAAAGUCACACUCUUGGAGGAAAAGCUAGUUGCAUCUUCUAAAGCAAGUCACCAAGCCAGUGUGCAGAUAGAGUCUCUGCAGGAACAGUUGAGUCUGGUCUCUCAACAGAGGGAUGAGAAUGCACUGCAGCUUUCGCUCUCCCAGGAACGAGUAAGGCAGUAUGCCCUGUCAUCAAGUAAGCUGCAAAGGGUUUUCGAGCACUUCCAAGAAGAAGAGAAAGCUAUGCAUUCUGCUGAAUUAGCCAAAGAAAAACAGUCGAUAGCUGAAUGGAAGAACAAGGCUGAAAAGCUAGAAGGAGAAGUAUCAUCAUUGCAGCAACGUUUGGAUGAAGCAAAUGCUAUGUUGGAUUCUGCUUCCAGACUGAGAGAAGACUUAGAUCUCAAGGAAGAACAGAUGGAAGAACUGAAAAAACAAAAAGAGCUCUGAAAAGAAAUGUCUGACCAUGUACAGCAGAAAUUGUCGACUUUGGUCAGCAGCACAGAAGGAAGAGUGGACAAAGUCCUCAUGAGAAACCUUUUUAUUGGUCUUUUCAAGACACCAAAAGACAAACAUCGUGAGGUGUUGCUGUUGAUGGGGAGCAUCCUGGACAUUCCAAAGGAGGAAUUGGAGCAAUUAUUGAAUGAAGAUUAUGGUGGUGUCAGUAAGUGGAUGAGUAGUUGGCUUGGAGGGGCAUCGAAAAGUGUCUCCAACAUUCCUUUGAGACCAAAUCAACAACCUGCGCUUAAUAGUUCUUUUGCAGAACUCUUUGUCAAAUUUCUGGAAAAGGAGUCUCAUCCCUCUGUUUCACCACCAAAAGUUUCUGCCCAUGCCAUGGACUGUCUAGACUCACCAGGAAGGAGACAGCAAGUUGUAAAUGUACCAGGAAAUGUUAAAGAUGCACCCGAAUUAAGAGCUGGCAGAAGCACCAAGGGGAAUCCAUUCUUGGUUCCCCGUUCACCAGCUGUGCCUCUUAGUAACCUAGCUGGCGUUGGACUUGGUGGACCUGGGCAUCCUCUUUUUAAACCCAUUGCAGAUUUCUGGCAUACCUUUACACCUUUGCCAGUGUCCCCGGACAAUAGUACCAGAGUUGUACUCCAGGAUCUUCUAAAUAUUUAGCAUUUUAAAGAAGCCACAACACUUUUUGAUGUUUUACAGCAUGGCCUUUUGAAAAAGUACUCAUGUAUUUGUAGACAAAAAGAGAAAGCAAAAAAGCUGGUAUAUGUAGGUUUAUAGCUACUAGGUAUUUUAUUUUAUUUGGGGGGUUGUUGUUAUGUUUUUUUGCUAUAGUUCUUUUUUAAAAAUUUGUUUUGUUUGUUAUAGCACUUUUUUGUUUAUAAAAUUUUGUUCCAAUGUAGCCGUUAAUCAUCACCAGUCAUCAAUCCUGAUGUACUUUUGUGAGCAAUUGUACAGAGCAGCAUUCUUGAACCAUUAGUUCCAACCUCUUUUUUUUUAAAUAAUAAUAUUUGUUAAAUUUAAUGGCAUUAAGAUAAAAAAUGAUACAUGUAAAUAACAGGAAACAAGAAAAAUCCAACCCAUAAGAAGGCGGUCUCAGAUUUAGAGUACAUGAAAACCAAAUAUAAUGUUGCAAAAAGUUGAGAAUAUUUAGUUUAUCCAAGAUAACACUGUACAAGUACCAAGCGAAAAUUCCAAUGGAGAGGACGUAAACAUGAAGCUUAGUGGAUAAAUACUUAAGAUGCUUUUAAUCCAAAUUCUAUGACCCCUAUCCAUUUUGCUUAUUUCCAUUUCUAUAUAAAAGUCACUUCACAUUAAUUCAGUUUUCCAGAUGUUAAAUAUAUCCAGAAGGAAGAGUAUUUUAUGAGUCAACCCCAAAGUGGGAUCACAUGAUCCAUUUCCAAUGGAAAAGUUAAUUAGUAAGAAUGUAUCAUUAAAUAUCUGGACUGUUUAUCUACAUACUAUUGGGGGCUCUACAAAAAUUCUUAUAAACACAUUUUAUAAAACAUUAGAUCCAAAGAAGUUGGGGAGAGAAAUAAGCUAACAACAGUUUUUGAAAGAUGAAAAGCUUUAAAAUAGGAGUAGUUACAACCUUUUGAUAAAUUAAGGUAAAAG